AUGGUGGUUACCCGUCGAUUCGCGGAAGAGAUCGAGGUGCUCCGGGCGAAGCACGGCGAGGUGGACCAGGACGGCCUCAUCGUGAAGCUUCUGAUGGAGGAGUUCUCCUUCACCACCGUAGAGGCCACUGACCUACAGGCCCUCAAGACGCGGCCGCGGGACAAGGGGAAGGUGUAUCUCCUUGGAGAGACCAACUUCAUGCAAAGUCCCCUCACGGAGCGAGUGGACUAUUCCAACCUUAAGCCCAAGGCGUUGGAGAUGGUGGGCGAUGAGAAACUGAAUACGGAGGCGAGGGAAGCUCUGCCGGCCAACACCCGAACGAGCAAGAAGGCCGUGGAGCUCAUGGGCUCGACCAAGGUGGUCACCGAGAAGAAGGCGCUCAAGCGCCUCGGGAGCGAAAUGAGCGACAGCAUGAGGGUGUUGCAGAUCAAGACCGAGCGUAAGGAGCAGAAGGAAGAGGAGAACCGCCGAAAUUUGCUCAGUGCCGGCGAGGCGGGGGGGGGCGGGGGCGGGGACAAGGGGGUUGGGGCGGACGGAGGACGGGCCGCUGACGGGGUCACGCAAUUGACGUUGAGUCCGACGAAGUCGAUGGCAACCAUGAGAGUUAGCUCGCCGGGAUCGUUCGCAUCUUCGCCCAUGGCGCGACGAGCGACCCGGCUGCUCACGGAGGUGCCCAAGUUUAUCGCCGACAUGGGAGGAGGUUCCUCAAAAAAAGAGCUAUGA
Molecule: messenger RNA, 723 nt
Organism: Ectocarpus siliculosus
Lineage: Eukaryota; Phaeophyceae; Ectocarpales; Ectocarpaceae
Source: the annotation of a GenBank genome assembly